AGCGGAUACAACUUUCAUAAUUUAGUGAGUUGCUGGUAUAUAUCAUGCAUUUGUUUAUCUGUACCAUCUCAAAUAUGGUCUAUCUAAUCGCUCUAAAUCUUUACACCGAUAGCUCUCUCAUGGACGAAUGAAGAUGAUACCGGUCACCAAUCUCUCAAAUCGCUAACAGAACUCGAUCUAUAUAUAUCAGCUUAUAGUGUGAAUAAUUGAUUUGGAAACAAAGAAAGAACAAACAAGAACCACAAAUUGGUUCUAUUAAAUCUAAACCGUCCCUAAAUAAAUUUUGCUAAGAAACAAAUAUCCAUAGCGACAGUCUCAGUGCAUUAAUCCCAGGCGGUCUAAAGAGUAAUGCACAAUAUUUAUUGGUUUAAAAGCCACACCCCUUGUUACGUAAAUCAAACAAAAUAAAUUUUAUAGGCCAGAAGCCUUAUGAACUAUGUUGCCGCAAAGCUCCGGGGCAAGGUCGGUUGCGGACCGAGCUGAAGGUCGGCUUGGAGACGAGCUGGAAAGAAUUACUCCGCUACCUACAAUCAAAAGUCCACUUACUGGAAUUUGUCCGGCUUGGGGGCCUGAAACAUAAGUGCACACAUUGUGGUGACCAUCAUAGAUAGUUAUUGUGCACGUUAUGGCGGAAAUGUUGGCCCAUGGCCUAGAUUCCACGGGAUCCCAUUAAGCCAUUUUUUUCUUUAUUAAAAAGGCCCGUUGAUUAGUUGAUUUCGUUGGUACUCUGCCGAGGUGGCUCCUCGAUGGGCGACCAAGGGGCCAAGCUUCCUCUGUAUUCUUUCAGCAAGUCCGCCAAGGAUUCUGGGCGUUCAUCAGAGGAGAGAGUGCCUCAUUCAUUGUUCCUUGAUAGGCUUCUCAAAGUGUGGGAGGAGUGCAGGCUUAUAGGACUUUUCCACCAUGAUAUCACUGCCUGUGAAACUAAGAUACUUCCAGGAGAACAUGGUUUUAUAGUGGUAUUGGUUGAAGGUCGUGACCUCAAGAAACGGCCAACUGAGUUUGGACUUGAUAAGGUCCUCCAACACUUUGAUGGAAGAAAGUUCAACUUUACAAAAAUUGGUCAAGAGGAGGUGGUUUUUAGAUUUGAAGAAAGUGAGACCAAUGAGGCCCAGUACCUCGAACAUGCUCCUGUAAUGGCAUCAGCAUGCCCAAAUGUGAUCGCCAUCAAUGUGAGCCCAAUAGCAUACGGCCAUGUGCUUUUGAUCCCUCGCAUGCUAGACUGCAUGCCACAGAGGAUUGAUCGAGAGAGCUUCUUACUUGCCAUGCACAUGGCAAGGGAAGCUCAAAAUCCCUAUUUCAGAGUGGGUUAUAACAGUCUCGGUGCAUUUGCCACCAUUAAUCACCUCCACUUCCAGGCUUACUACUUGACAGAACCAUUCCCAGUGGAAAAGGCUCCUACUCAGAGAAUUGCAACUUUAGGGAGUGGGGUGAAGAUUUCUCAACUGUUACAUUAUCCUGUAAGAGGUCUUGUUUUCGAAGGUGGAAGUAGCCUGGAGGAUCUAUCAGAUGUUAUCUCCAGUGCCUGCAUUUUCCUUCAAGAUAACAACUUCCCCUACAAUGCCCUCAUAUCUGAUUCUGGCAAGCAGAUUUUCCUUUUACCGCAGUGGUAUGCUGAGAAAAGGGCCCAAGGAAAAGUUAGCCAAGAGAUCCUUGAAAAGCAAGUGAAUCCAGCAGUAUGGGAGCUCGGUGGUCAUUUUGCAUUGAAGCGGCGACAGGAUUAUGAGGAAGCAUCAGAAGGGAGUAUAUGUAGUUUCUUGGAAAUGGUGUCUCUCUCUGAGGAACGGUUCGCAGCGAUGAAGGGAUAUAUCUUGGGAGCCCUUGCCGGUGGAGGUGUCAAGGAUAUCAUGGAAGGGGCACAAAGGGAUGGAAAAUUUGUAAGCAAUGAUCCUUCCUGCAAAAACUAGAUUGCUUUUGUUGCUAGCAGUGAUGGUGGGUUCUGCAUUGUGCUUCAGUAAGUGGGUGGACGUGUGCUUCAUCUCUGCUUAUUAUUCUUCAAUUGUGGUUUCUUUUGUGGUUCAGUUCAGAUGAUCUUCAGUCAGCAUCAAAUGUGUACUUGAUAAAAUUAUAACUUUGCUAAUGUUAUAGGUCAAUCGCUCUUUCUAUUCCUCAUAUAUACAUGAUAUUAACUCU
Elaeis guineensis (African oil palm) is the source of this 2130-nucleotide messenger RNA. NCBI's taxonomy places the organism in Eukaryota, Viridiplantae, Streptophyta, Magnoliopsida, Arecales, Arecaceae. The record is from RefSeq and is a predicted model, not a curated record.